GCGGCCCGCCGCCCGGACGGGAGGGAGGCACUCCGCCGCCGCCCGCGCCCCUCACUGCCCGUCCUCCCGGCGCGCGCCCUCGGCCCGUCGGUCCCCCGCUUCCCCCUCGGGCGCGGGCCCCGCGGAGCCCGCCCUGACCCGGUCACGAGGGCGGCCGGCACAGCCCGGACUGCUGCCUGCCCUCCCUCCCUGAGGGCCCGCCGCGGCCGCGCCAGGCAGGAGCCGGGCAGAGAUGCUCCUGCCCUGCAGGGCGUCCCCGGGCCCCGCCACCUGCUCUCCGGGGAAGAGGACACACAGUGGAGCAGCUGGCACACCCAGAGUCCUCCGACCUUGACCCAAGCAUGCAGGCCCCACCCUGCAGCCUUCCCACUGGGCUCAGCCUGGACGACUUCAUCCCGGGCCACCUCUGGGCCCACCUAGGGUCAUCUUCCCGGGGAACACAGGUGCCCGUGAUCCGGAAUGGUGGCUCCAACACCCUUAAUUUCCAGUUCCAUGAUCCUGCGCCCAGGACUGUAUGCAAUGGGUACUUCCCACCGAGGAGAGAUGCUUCCCGGCACCCAGACCCUGCUUGGUAUCAGACCUGGCCAGGGCCUGGGAGCCGGCCCUCUGGGAGCCAGAAGACCCCAGCCUCCCAGCAUCCUCAGGACUGGUCAGCCACGUGGACCAAGGACAGCAAACGCCGGGACAAGCGCUGGGUCAAGUACGAGGGAAUCGGGCCUGUGGAUGAGAGCGGCAUGCCUAUUGCCCCCCGAUCUAGCGUUGACAGCCCCAGGGACUGGUACCGGAGAAUGUUCCAGCAGAUUCACCGGAAAAUGCCAGACCUGCAGCUGGACUGGACCUUGGAGGAAGCACCCAAAGACUCAAGGCGUCCAGGGCUCCAGCAAAGACCUGCUACUAGGCCAGGCCAAGCUUCGUGUCUGAGCGGAAGAAGCUGGGACCUCGCUGAGGAGUUUCCUAGAAGCACCUUCAGUCAUAAUCCUGGAGCGCCCUCCUCCCUGCUCCAGACCCCAAACCAGGUGCCCAGACGCCGAGAGAAAGUGGACAACAUCUGGACGGAAGAUUCUUGGAACCAGUUUCUGCAAGAACUGGAGACUGGGCAGAAGCCCAAGAAACCACUGGUGGAUGAGCCUGUUGAGCAGCCCUCCCAGCCCAUCGAGGUCCUGCUGGAGAGAGAGCUGGCCAAGCUGAGCGCGGAGCUGGACAAGGACCUGCGGGCAAUUGAGACCCGGCAGCCGUCCCCGAAGGGCUCCCGGUCGCCCCGACGGUCGCGGGAGACGCGGCCCCCCGCUGGCCCGGCCUCCUCCUGGAGCUCCAGCGCGCCGAAUGUACUUUACCUGGGUCCCUCCCGGCCCCUGAGCCCCCACAGAAUGGCGGAUGGAGGAAGCCCCUUCCUAGGUCGUAGGGACUUUGUCUACUCUUCCACCGCCCGAGACCCUAGUGCCUCUGAACGAGGGGGCAGCCCAGCCAGGAAGGAAGAGAAGAAGAGGAAGGCUGCCCGACUCAAGUUUGACUUCCAGGCACAGUCCCCCAAGGAGCUGACUCUGAAGAAGGGUGACAUUGUCUACAUCCACAAGGAGGUGGACAAGAACUGGCUGGAGGGGGAGCACCACGGCAGGCUGGGCAUCUUUCCUGCCAAUUAUGUGGAGGUGCUGCCUGCAGAUGAGGUCCCCAAGCCCAUCAAGCCCCCGACCUACCAGGUGCUGGAGUACGGAGAAGCUGUGGCCCAGUACACCUUCAAGGGGGAUCUGGAGGUGGAGCUGUCCUUCCGCAAGGGGGAGCGCAUCUGCCUGAUCCGCAAGGUGAACGAGAACUGGUACGAGGGCCGCAUCUCGGGCACGGGGCGCCAGGGCAUCUUCCCUGUCAGCUAUGUGCAGGUGUGCCGUGAGCCCCGGGGCCGCGUCUGCGACGAUGGCCCCCAGCCCCCUGCGUCCCCCCGCCUGGCCCGUCACCCCAGCUCUCCGUUAGCACCACGCGGCCCAGCUGAUCCCACCAAUUGGCGGGGCCAGACCUCCCCACGCCACGCUGGCUGCUCCAUCCCCACCCAGGAGCCCAGACCCCAGACCCAGAAUCUCGGCACUCCUGGGCCAGCUCCGUCCCAUCCUGGAGGCUCCAGCCGUCCCCUGGACCUGGGGACCUCCUCCCCCAGCACUACUCAGAUACACUGGACCCCGUACCGGGCGAUGUACCAGUACAGGCCCCAGAAUGAGGACGAGCUGGAGCUGCAGGAGGGGGACCGGGUGGAUGUCAUGCAGCAGUGUGAUGAUGGCUGGUUUGUGGGUGUGUCCCGGAGGACCCAGAAAUUUGGGACAUUCCCUGGAAAUUACGUAGCCCCAGUGUGAUGGUCUCCGACGCAACUCAGAGCCCAGCCAGGAUGGGGUAGGGAGCAGUAGCACUUACGGGAGGGAGAGAAGACCCCUCUCCCAGGUGCUCCUCCCCAGGCCCUGAACUGCUGGCAUCUGCAGACAACCCCAGCAGCCUUGCCCUUGGAACCCCCUCGAAGCCCCUGGACUGAUUCCCACCCACAACUCACAAGCAUUCCUCCAACAGCCUUUUAUUUCUUCCCUUACCCUACUCCCCAGAUACAGAGGUCUGCUUUGAAGUGGAGACUGUUUCCAGGCCUUAUUGUGACCAGACCCCCAAGGACCCCACCCCCACCCUGCUUUGGCUUUUCCUCUAACGGGGACGGCUCCCAGCUUCACCCUCAUGGGGUUCCUCUAACAAGGACCAGCUUCCUAACCUCACAGAGACCAAAGGCAGCCUCCACCCCAGGGGGGACUCCGCCCCUGUCACUCCAGCCUGCCUUCUGUCCCUUGUGCCUUCCGGCCUCCAGCUGGGCCUGGGAGUGAGGUGGGGGGUGGACGCAGCAUCUCCUUAGCAUUCGAAGCCUGGCAGGAGGUCUUACCCAAAGGCCCCCCUUCCCAAAGGCUGCCAAGCCCUGGGCCUGGACCUUGCCUUGUCCUGCUGCUGCAGUGACCAGCAAGGCCAGGACCUCAGAGAACCAGCCCAUCCCAAAUGUUUUCCAGGGAGACUGAUGUAUGCUGCCCUCCUGCCUCCCCAGCUCCCGCAAGUCCCCUCUGGAGGAGAAUGUAAAAUAAAUCUGGAUGCCACGA
Messenger RNA from Equus quagga, 3110 nucleotides. It is a transcript of the gene SORBS3, whose product is annotated as sorbin and SH3 domain containing 3. The record is from RefSeq and is a predicted model, not a curated record. Gene Ontology annotation, molecular function: protein binding. NCBI's taxonomy places the organism in Eukaryota, Metazoa, Chordata, Mammalia, Perissodactyla, Equidae. The transcript is spliced from 21 exons. The coding region runs from base 342 to 2339 and encodes 665 amino acids.